GGCACCAACACCAGAGCGCUACUUGUUCUCACGUGAAACUGGGAAUUUGCAUGGGUCCAAUGCUUAGAGUUCCUCCUUAUUUGAACUCCUCUGUAUCACCUAUUUGAAACCUGGCCAUCUUUCCCUCCCACCCCAUUUGUCUUGAACAUGGCUCCUCCACUCCAUCAGUCUCCCUCCCUUGUCAUGGCCUCGUUAACUUUCCUCGCCCUCCUCAACGCUUGCUUCUGUUCCAAUCCGAAACACCCCAAGCUUUCCACCUCAACAUCAAACUGGCUUCCUGCAGGAGCUACGUGGUAUGGGAGCGCUAAUGGUGCUGGAAGCGAUGGAGGUGCUUGUGGCUAUGGAGGCGCGUUGGAGAAGCCUCCUUUCUCAUCCAUGAUAUCCGCGGGAGGCCCCUCGCUGUUCAAAUCGGGCAAGGGAUGUGGCGCUUGUUAUCAGGUGAAAUGCACCGAGAACGCAGCGUGUUCCGGCGAUCCAGUUACGGUGGUGAUCACGGACGAGUGCCCCGGCGGUCCAUGUCUCGAGAAGUCUGCCCAUUUCGACAUGAGCGGCACUGCGUUCGGGGCCAUGGCGUCCUCUGGUCGAGCUGACGAGCUUCGCAAUGCUGGUGUGAUGACAGUGCAGUACGCAAGAGUCCAGUGCAGCUACCCAGGCUUCGACUUGGCCUUCCGUGUCGAUGCUGGCUCAAACCCUUACUACUUCGCCGUCGUCAUAGAGUACGAGGAAGGUGAUGGAGAUCUCGCUGCUGUGGAACUCAUGCAGGCAUCAUCAUCAGCGGAUUCAUCGCAAUGGCUUUCCAUGCAGCAGUCAUGGGGUGCAGUGUGGAAAUUGAACUCAGCUUGGCAACUGCAGGCCCCCUUUUCCAUCCGAUUGACGACGCUUUUAUCCAACCGGACGAUUGUGGCAGACGAUGUGAUCCCAUCAACUUGGCUGCCAGGGGAAACAUAUCGAUCUACCACACACUGACACCAGUAUCUAUCUUCAUUAGGAGUACGAUAUGUAACUGCUGGUAACUAAUCAUGGCUUAAUUCAUGACAAUAAAGACAGAUUUUAGCCAAUCCUUCCAUUGUUCUGCUCAACUCCAUUUCUUCC
Messenger RNA from Musa acuminata AAA Group (dessert banana), 1092 nucleotides. Its product is annotated as expansin-B15-like. NCBI's taxonomy places the organism in Eukaryota, Viridiplantae, Streptophyta, Magnoliopsida, Zingiberales, Musaceae. Gene Ontology annotation, cellular component: extracellular region. The transcript is spliced from 4 exons. Gene Ontology annotation, biological process: sexual reproduction. The record is from RefSeq and is a predicted model, not a curated record. The coding region runs from base 148 to 966 and encodes 272 amino acids.